This is a messenger RNA of Penicillium macrosclerotiorum, 1332 nucleotides long. RefSeq lists its product as uncharacterized. The transcript has 2 exons. Lineage: Eukaryota; Fungi; Ascomycota; Eurotiomycetes; Eurotiales; Aspergillaceae. The coding region runs from base 1 to 1332 and encodes 443 amino acids. The record is from RefSeq and is a predicted model, not a curated record.
AUGUUUGCCCAAAGACCCUCAUUCCGCUUUCUCGCCACGGGCGCCAUCGCUUCCCUCUUCGCGCUUACAUUCCUCCUCUUCAAUGUCCGCCAAUCUCAAGAUAACGCUGCGCGGUACAUUCUCAAGACGGGUCGGCCAGAGCCGCUGUCACAAUGCGAGCCAGAGCCACAUGCAGUUCCGCUAAACGGGAGCUGGGAAUUUAUUGUGGAGCGCGAUGGGCGGAACCAUGGGCUGAACGAGGAGCAGUGUCGAAGCGCGUUCCCCAAACUGUUUGUGGAGAUGGACAAGUCAGCUGUGCUCAAGCAGGAAAGCCGGAUUUCAUAUAAGGAUCUGGACUCUCGAGAGGUAGAGGAUGGAAUGGUGCGGGCAGUCAUUGACAAGGGCGAGCUCUACAUCGUCGAAUUUGCAGCACAGCCUGUCACUGCAUCUCGUGCCCGCGCUACUCUCAACUCGCUUCAUCGUGCUCUGGUCGCAGUCCCGGAUCGCUAUUUUCUACCUAGUAUCGAAUUCGUGUUCACAACAGAAGAUUUUGCCAGCGAUCCUACCAGCAAAGGCCCUAUCUGGGCAUAUUCCAAGCGCGAUGCUGACGACUCGGUCUGGCUGAUGCCUGACUUUGGAUACUGGGCCUGGCCCGAAGUUCAAAUCGGUCCCUACUAUGACGUGCAACGGCGCAUUGCAGCCAUUGAUAAUGGCGAGACCGCGCCAGACGGUACAUACACUCCGGGGAUGAAAUUUCAGGACAAGAAAAAGCAGCUUGUCUGGCGCGGCAGCCUCGCCACAAACCCAGGCGUGCGCAGCAAAUUGCUCAAAACCGCCCAGAGCCACAGCUGGGCCAGCAUCCGCGUCAUUGACUGGGACGACGAGAACGACAUCCGCUUCAAUCUCCUCCCCAUCGAGGACCACUGUCGCUACAUGUUCCUCGCCCAUACCGAGGGCCGCAGCUUCUCCGGUCGCGGCAAGUACCUACUCAACUGCCGCUCCGUCGUCAUCUCGCAUCCGCUCGUCUGGCGCGAGGCCCACCAUGCUGCUAUGAUCUCGUCUGGCCCGGACGCGAACUACAUCGAGGUCGACGCCGAAUUCUCGGACUUGUCGCGCAAGAUCGAUUUCCUUAUUGACAACCCACAGAUCGCCGAGCGCGUGGCGGAUAACGCGGUGCGCACGUUCCGGGACCGCUACUUGACGCCGGCGGCGGAGUCGUGCUACUGGCGCGAGCUGGUGCGACAGUAUGCAUCUGUUCUGGAUUUUGAGCCUGUGCUGUUUUCAACAGCGCGGGAUGGCAAGAAGAUCCCGCGGGGUGUGCCUUUUGAGACUUGGAUGUUGGGGCGUGGAUGA